Messenger RNA from Penicillium chermesinum, 1446 nucleotides. Its product is annotated as S-adenosylmethionine-dependent methyltransferase. The transcript is spliced from 4 exons. Gene Ontology annotation, molecular function: protein binding. NCBI's taxonomy places the organism in Eukaryota, Fungi, Ascomycota, Eurotiomycetes, Eurotiales, Aspergillaceae. The record is from RefSeq and is a predicted model, not a curated record. Gene Ontology annotation, cellular component: nucleus. Bases 1 to 1446 code for a protein of 481 amino acids.
AUGCCUUCUCUAAGUGCACCGCCGUCAGUGACGACGAAGACAGUGCCUCGCCCUGCCCCUGAUGGAAUGGGCAAUGGUCUGUUCGCCACGGAAGCGAUUAAGGUCGGCGAGGAUGUUCUGCAUGCCAUGACACCUUUUGUGGCUGUCCUCGACUCUCCGCGUCUCGAUGAUACAUGCGCAGCCUGCUUUGGCAAGCGGCAGAUGGAGGGUACUGUUGAUUUAAAGGCUUGCACUGGCUGCCGAGUGGUCAAGUACUGCGACCGUACUUGCCAGCUGAAGGACUGGAAAUUUUCCCAUUCGAAAGAAUGUCCUAUCUACCAGAGCUUGAAGGGCCGGGUGCUACCCAACAAUGCUCGAGCUAUCUUGCGCAUAGUCCUGCGUGCUAACCACGGCAAGUACAACGCCCAGGAGCUGGAACUCUUUUCCAGCCUGGAGAUGCAUAUGGACAAGAUCCAAGAGAAUAAGGAGCAGCAAGAACGUAUCACUCUUACUUCUAAGAGCGUGAAGGAGUACGCGAAUGUCCCGAUGAGCGUUGAAGACAUUGCCCAAUAUGCCGCCCGGUUGGAGGUAAAUUCAUUCAAUCUGACAACUGCAAUGUAUGACCGGAUUGGCCUGUACAUGCAUCCCUACGCAGCUUUGAUCAACCACAGCUGCGACUAUAACGCCACCGUAGGUUUUGACGGCGAAGAACUGUACGUGAAGGCCGUCAAGCCCAUCAACAAGAACGAGCAAAUCUUCAUCUCCUACAUCGACACCACCACACCCCACAAAGUACGCCGCAAUGAAUUAUCUGAGCGCUACUUCUUCCAAUGCCUCUGUCCCAAAUGCUCCAAGGGCCUCGACACCGCCGAGGACCGCUUUCUCGAAUCAUAUUCCUUUGAAUCUGCCGACUCCGAGACGGCCCUCGAGACAGCAGAGCGCCAGGCAUUGGAACUGAUGAAGAAAGCCUCCGAAUCAGACUCCAACCCUGCAGAAAGUAUCAAAGACCUCGAAUCCGCCCUCCACAUCCUGCACGCCACCUCCGCCUGGCCCAUCACCCGCCAGCCGUACGCCUCCAUCCGCGACCAGCUUAUCCUCUCCUGUCUCUCUGCCAGCAGAUUCAGUGAAGCCUUCAUCCACGCUGCAGUCCGCUACCUCCGCAUCGACACAGUGCUCUACAGCCCCGCCCACCCUGUGCGCCAAGUGCACGCCUGGGUCCUUGCCAAAUUGGCAAUUUACCUCUCGCAGAGCUUCGAGACGCACCCCGAUGACCCUGUCCGGCUGGAGGAGUACCAGCUCAAUUUCCAUUUUAUUCUGUGCUUCAAGAAGCUUGUUGCGGGGAACUUCGCGCAGGUCAACAGGGAGUUUGUGGGGCAGGGGUUGGAUCCGACGCAGUUGCCAGCGCAGACACUUGUUCGGCAGGCUUGGGGGGAAAUUGGAGAAGGUGGUGCAGGUUGUCUUGGAUAA